UUCACCAUCUUCCUUCUCUCCCAUCCACUCAAUUCUUGCUGGCAAGGCACCCUACCUUCCCGGCAUCUCAUCUCAGUCACCACGUUUUCGAACUUACUCGGUUCUGCUCACCACUCGUUCCAACACUCUCAUUCCACUGCUGCUGCGGGUGGGAGCAAUAGGUUCUAUCAUUAAGAAGAAUCCUCAAUCGACUACACUAGUCUAAUCGUUUUUUCAAUCUCUACUACUCUCUACUCUCUCGCAAUGGCUCCUCACGCAAUUGGCGAGUCCUCUCACUCAACCGCUGUCCCCGACGUGCUCUCCGGAUACACAACCGUCAAUGUGUUGUCCGACAAAGCUCGCGUCGUCGACAACUCUCUUGUCUCCGACUACACCUACGAGAACGCUACCGUCAAGCGUCUUCCGGGUGGAAAGCUUGAAGUCACCCCCAGCAAGGUUGACUACAACUUCAAGGUCGACCUCAAGGUCCCCAAGACUGGCUUGAUGAUGGUCGGUCUUGGCGGAAACAACGGCUCCACUCUUACCGCUACUAUCCUCGCCAACCGUUACGGCAUCAACUUCCGCAGCAAGCAGGGUCUUCAGAAGCCCAACUACUACGGCUCUGUCACCCAGGCUUCCACUCUCAAGUUGGGUGUUGAUGAGGACGGCAAUGACGCUUACGCUCCCUUCAACCAGAUCUUGCCCAUGCUUCACCCCAACGACAUUGUCAUCGGAGGCUGGGAUAUCAACUCUGCCAACUUGGCUGAGGCUAUGGAGCGCUCCAAGGUUCUCGACUAUGACUUGCAGCGUCAGGUUGCCAAGUACAUGGCCCAGAUCAAGCCCCUUCCUUCUAUCUACUAUCCUGAUUUCAUUGCCGCCAACCAGAACGAUCGUGCCGAUAACCUGAUUGACGGUGAUUCGAAGUGGGAUCAUGUCAUGCGCCUCCGUCAGGAUAUUGCUGACUUCAAGCAGAAGAAUGAGCUUGAGAAGGUCAUUGUUGUCUGGACCGCCAACACUGAGCGUUACGCUGAAAUCAUUCCCGGAGUGAACGAUACCGCCGAGAACUUGAUCAAGUCGAUCAAGGAGUCGCACGAGGAGAUUGCUCCUUCGACUAUCUUUGCUGUGGCCUGUAUCCUCGAUGGUGUCUCUUUCAUCAACGGAUCUCCCCAGAACACUUUUGUUCCUGGCUGCAUUGAGUUGGCUGAGAAGCACAAGUCUUUUAUCGGUGGAGAUGACUUCAAGUCUGGCCAGACUAAGAUCAAGUCUGUUUUGGCCCAGUUCCUUGUUGAUGCUGGUAUCCGCCCGGUGUCGAUUGCUUCGUACAACCAUCUUGGAAACAACGAUGGCUUCAACCUUUCGGCGCCCCAGCAGUUCCGCUCGAAGGAGAUCUCGAAGAAGUCUGUUGUCGAUGACAUGAUUGCUUCCAACCAGAUCUUGUACAACAAGGAGAAGGGAGAUCAUAUUGAUCACUGCAUUGUCAUCAAGUACGUUCCUGCGGUUGGCGACUCCAAGGUUGCUAUGGACGAGUACCACUCUGAGUUGAUGAUGGGUGGUCAUAACACCAUUUCUAUCCACAAUGUGUGCGAGGAUUCUCUUUUGGCGUCUCCUCUUAUCAUUGAUCUUGUUGUUGUGUGCGAGUUCUUUUCUCGUGUCAGCUACAAGCUUGCGGCUGAUGAGGAUGCCAAGUUUGAGCAGUUCUACCCUGUGUUGUCGGUCUUGUCUUACUGGCUGAAGGCGCCCCUUGCUCGCCCUGGUACUAUGGCUGUGAACGGUCUCAACAAGCAGCGUGCUUGCUUGGAGAACUUGUUGCGCGCUUUUGUUGGCCUUGGUACUCAGAACGAGCUGAAGCUUGAGGAGCGCUUGUGGUAAAUCGCACUUUGAACGUGUGGUUUAGCAAGUGUCUUGUGAAUUUUUAUUCUUCUUCUUCUUCUUUAUGGGUUAUAUCGCGUCCGAUGCAGGUUUUAAUAAGAACUACAAAUACUUGGGGAUGACUUUUACUUCUGUGGACACAUCGGCCGAUCGACAGGGGCUGGUAGUAGUAAUACUGCCGGUCUCUUAUUCUUUUCGAAGUUGCAGGGCCGAUAUUUUUUCUUGUGCAGAGAUUUAGGGAUUCUGAGAAGGAGGCAUAUGACGGAUGAUAUCUUUGUGAUGGAUCUGGGUAGUAUGGCUGCAAUUUUUGACGGAAUUGGACAGGGCUCGCUGGCUAGGACAGCUGCAAGGAUAUUUUUAUGUUUUCUUUUCGAGUAUUUUUAUGCAUCUCUGUAUGAGAACUGAUUGUCUGAGUUGCUUCUGCUUAUCAAAUAAAAUUCUUUUCCUCGGAA
This is a messenger RNA of Myxozyma melibiosi, 2300 nucleotides long. RefSeq lists its product as uncharacterized. Gene Ontology annotation, biological process: inositol biosynthetic process; phospholipid biosynthetic process. The record is from RefSeq and is a predicted model, not a curated record. The transcript has a single exon. NCBI's taxonomy places the organism in Eukaryota, Fungi, Ascomycota, Lipomycetes, Lipomycetales, Lipomycetaceae. Gene Ontology annotation, molecular function: inositol-3-phosphate synthase activity. Gene Ontology annotation, cellular component: cytoplasm. The coding region runs from base 244 to 1848 and encodes 534 amino acids.